This is a messenger RNA of Pipistrellus kuhlii (Kuhl's pipistrelle), 997 nucleotides long. RefSeq names its product melanoma-derived growth regulatory protein. The transcript is spliced from 4 exons. Gene Ontology annotation, molecular function: protein binding. The coding region runs from base 537 to 935 and encodes 132 amino acids. NCBI's taxonomy places the organism in Eukaryota, Metazoa, Chordata, Mammalia, Chiroptera, Vespertilionidae. The record is from RefSeq and is a predicted model, not a curated record. Gene Ontology annotation, biological process: extracellular matrix organization.
AUUAUCUAUAUUGUAUAAAUGAGAAUCCAAAAGGAGAAUAUAGCUUAGCCCAUAGUCAGGAAGUGACUGGUGAGGAUAAAUAAUGGCCACGGCAGCGUAUAUCUAGCCAAAGGUCCAACAUACAAUAUUCACUCAGUACUUGAGAGCUGGCGCUAUUCCUGGCAGUCAAAGGGCUGCCUGUUCUGUCCCUCAGCACAGGAAAUUCCAAGCUAGGUACCCAAGCCAACUGGAGAAGAUGGAAUUGAAUAUCUCAGCUUGCCUGUCUGGGCCUCUGAAUGCUGAGGGGGUAGCUAUCACUUAGAGUGGCCUGGCAGCUUUGGAGCUCUAGGCAUUUCCUUGGGUGGGAAGCCCUCACCCUGUCCUUGAAAUGGUUCUGGCUGGGUUGCAGCCCCUAGGUGGUGUGGGCGAAAUUUGGGACUGGUUUAGGGCAGGGAUAAGACUGAGAACACAGGAUUCCUUGUACUGCUGUAAAAAGGGAAGGCAGGAGGAUAUUGAAGACCCCAUUCCCUGCUUAGUCAAUCUCCAGCUCAUAGUCCAUGAUGACUUGGCUUAGGAUGUUCCUCGGUGUCAUCUUCUUGCUGUCUGCCUUCUCAGGACCUACUGUUGGGGGCCGCCCCAUGCCCAAGCUGGCUGACUGGAAGCUGUGUGCCGAUGAGGAAUGCAGCCACCCCAUCUCCAUGGCUGUGGCUCUUCAGGACUACGUAGCCCCUGAUUGCCGUUUCCUGACCAUACACAGGGGCCAAGUUGUGUAUGUCUUCUCUAAGCUGAAGGGCCGUGGUCGGCUCUUCUGGGGAGGCAGUGUUCAGGGAGAUUAUUAUGGAGACCUGGCUGCUCGCCUGGGCUUUUUCCCCAGUAGCAUUGUACGGGAGGAUCAGACCCUGAAGCCUGGCAAAAUCAAUGUGAAGACAGAUAAAUGGGAUUUCUACUGCCAAUGAGCUCAGCCUACCGCUGCCCCUGCUGUUUAUUUCUCCCAGCUUUAUGCAAAUACAUCAGCCAA